UAAAAAAUCGAAAAUAAAUCGGGAAAAAUGGCAAAAAAUUGGGAAUAAAUCUGGGAUGGUGAAGCUGGGUUCCAUUUAGUGAGCACUCAGUUGAGUUUCAUAGCAAAUAAAUAAUAGUAAAUGUGAUUUGUGGUAAGAAUGUGUUAUUUAUUCAUUGAUUUUUUUGCAAAGCGCAUGUUAUGAAACCAAUCAUACUUAGGCAAUAAAUUUUUAUCAAUAUUACUACCUCUUAGAAUUCCAUAUCUUUGUACGUAGCUUCUUUUCUCAAAAUUCUAAUCAUAUCUCAUUAACUAACGACGCUUUAACGGUACAAUUAUUCUUGAUGGCGCUUCUGUCGAAUUUUUUUUUUACUUUUUUUUACUGGCGAACACUGUGUCAAGGUUAGAAAAUUUCUCAGUGACAUUGGUGAACAGCAAUCUAUUAUUAACCUCAGAAUGUUAGUGACAGCUCCCACUGAUUAUCGAAAAUGAAAUAGAAUCACGUGACAAUCUUACACGUAAAAUUUUUAAAAGCAAGCGAUACCAUUUACCAGUGGCACUAAAAGUUAAUUGAUAAAAACCUUAAAUCGUGAACUGCCAAACAUCUGUCAAUAUCACGUGGACUUUGUGGAAACUCAUCGAUACCGAAUAGUCUACUUGCGUUCAGAGCUGACGAUAUGACAAAUUUAUCUUCGUUGAGGUGUCUGGCUCGACAUCCCUGCUUGCUAGAAACGCAUAAAAAGGUUGAAAGAAUGUAUAAUCAAAUAUGCAGCAACAUUGAGAAAACCAAUGACAAAAAAAAAGAUAAUAAAUGUGUAACAGAAGCUGAUACUGACGAAUUAGUCGAGCCUACAACAUGCUGUAUGUCUGGCUGUGCAAACUGUGUCUGGAUUCAGUAUGCGGAAAAAUUAAGCAAAACGAUGGAAAAUAGUGACGAGGAUAUACAGAAAAUGAUAUUGGAUAAAAUAGAGGAUCCAAAUAUGAGGGCGUUCCUUAGCUUGGAGUUACGUUAUCGAAAAUUGAGACCUUAAUCAAGGUAUCUUCAAACCAUAGAAAUUAAUUUGUAAAUAAAUUACUAUUAAAGUUUCACCCAACUUGUUUCAAAGAA
Molecule: messenger RNA, 1086 nt
Organism: Athalia rosae (coleseed sawfly)
Lineage: Eukaryota; Metazoa; Arthropoda; Insecta; Hymenoptera; Athaliidae
Product: oxidoreductase-like domain-containing protein 1
Exons: 1
Coding region: 656-1009 (117 amino acids)
Cellular component (GO): mitochondrion
Source: RefSeq, a predicted model, not a curated record